AUGCCAGACUGUGGUUCUGGGUCGCAGCCGAGAAUCGACGUCGGGGACGCUUGCAAGGUGGCCUUUGCAAGCGCCUCCAGGAAGAAGCUGGAGUCUGCACUGGAACAGUACUCGGAAGACACCUCUGAACGGGAGAAGUGCCGAAGCAGAGCAAAGCUGUUGCGAAUUGCCUUAAUUUUCUCUCUCCUCACCGCAGCUUGUGGUGCUAUGUUGGAGGAAGUCUGCAUGGCACUGGUGCCACGGUGGAUACAGUUGGUGGGCUUGGUCUUGUCCGUAUUGAGGUACGUGUUCCUGGCGCCAACUUCAAUGUAUAAUGAGUUUCUGGAUGUUUUGACAGACGACAAGCAAUGGUGGGAUGUGGUUGGGAAAAUGGAAAAAAGGAAGAAAAUCAACGCUGCCAUAGACGAAAGUCUCAAAGAGGGACGCUUGCAACAUAUCGAGACAUCUGGCCUGGGCUUCUGGACGAGAAAAAUUCUGCAAUUUGGAGAACUUAUGGGAACACAUUUGCCUGCCAAUAUCAGCAAUGAGCUCCGGGAUGCUCUUGAGAAGCGUGGCUUGAACGUGAGAACACAGCAGGGCGACGUUGACGCAGCAUGGAAUUCCGCUACGAUCAAACAAGGAGCAUAUUUCAGUCUUUUCAUGGUCAAGGAUAUCAUUGCAAUAAUUGGAAUGAAGAAAAUUAGCAAUAAAUUGCUGAGGCAACAAGUACUGGCAGAGAGCACGAUUGGGGCCAACUAUAUGCAAAAUUUGGUAUUUGGCAUUCUCCUCAUGGUCGUCGUUCGUCAGAGACUGGCUAUGGGCACAGGAAGGAAGAUUGCGAUCAUAUAUGGUCUGGCUGCAAUUGCCGUGGCUCGUGCCGUGCUGUCUUUCGAUGUUGGGACAGAUAGUUGGAGUAUUGCUAGGUUCAUAGACAACUGGGAUCUGCAUCUACUGACGUUCGGCUUGUGGUUUGCAGCGACCAUUUAUCUAUUCCACAGAAUGCGCUCGUCUGGAAGGAUAUCGAGUUUAGUCGUUGUUACAGUUACCAUGUGGAUGACGGCACAGCUGUUUGCAGCACAGCUGAGGAGUGGAUCGCUUGCGGAGAGAAUUGAUUUUGAUGGGAAAGGAAGAAGCAUUGAGUGCAUGGAUGCAUACAAGUGGCUAGGAAAUAUUUUGCCUUAA
Molecule: messenger RNA, 1161 nt
Organism: Ostreobium quekettii
Lineage: Eukaryota; Viridiplantae; Chlorophyta; Ulvophyceae; Bryopsidales; Ostreobiaceae
Source: the annotation of a GenBank genome assembly